Atta colombica is the source of this 1234-nucleotide messenger RNA. Its product is annotated as geranylgeranyl pyrophosphate synthase-like. The record is from RefSeq and is a predicted model, not a curated record. Gene Ontology annotation, molecular function: prenyltransferase activity. Gene Ontology annotation, biological process: isoprenoid biosynthetic process. Lineage: Eukaryota; Metazoa; Arthropoda; Insecta; Hymenoptera; Formicidae. The transcript is spliced from 8 exons. Bases 225 to 1160 code for a protein of 311 amino acids.
UAAGAGCUGCCGCAAUUUAUUUUCAAAUAUUUUCCUUGCUACACAAGCAAGUUCCAACUCUAAUUCUUCAGCAGUAACUUCUAAAACAUUCUCGUAUUACAAUAUAAAAAAAAUAGUGUCUAUACGAAAGAUUGGAUUCCACACAACAAUCUCGAGCUUCUUAUAGUACGAUUCUUUCGAUACAGAUAAGAACCUUUCUACGUAUUACAAUAAUUUAGAGUGCAAUGACGGACAUGAAAAAGAUUGUAUCUUUCUACUAUUCAUCGAACGGUAAUACAAAGGAGGAUAAGAUACUUUUAGAACCGAUCGAAUAUAGUCUGCAAUGCAAUGAUAUACAUCCAUAUAGAAAAAUAUCAUUGAUUUUCAAUUACUGGUUUAAAGUAUCACCUGAUAAAUUGCAACUAAUUGACGAAGUAAUGCAAAUGGCCUAUAAUGCAAGCGUCAUAUUCGAUGAUAUUCAAGACGAGGCCAUUAUGCGAAAUGGUUUUCCCGUAACCCAUUCUGUUUAUGGACUUCACUACUCAAUAAACGCUGCAAAUUGUUUACAAUUUAUUGCUUGCGAAAAACUUAUUAAUUUACAUCCCAUGGCAGUUAAAAUUUUGAUUGAACAAUUUAUUGAAUAUUACAAAGGUCAAGGAAUGGAUUUAUAUUGGAAAGAAAAAUUUAUCUGUCCGAAAGAAAAAGACUAUAAUAUUUUAGCAUUAAGAAAGAGUGCUUGGUUAAAUGUAAUGGUGGUAAAAGUAAUGAAACUAUUUUCUACUUAUGAAGAAGACAUCUUGUCACUAGCAAGUACUUUCGGAUUAUAUCGCCAGAUACAUGAUGAUUAUUGCAAUUUACGUCAUGAUGAGGAUACUAACGAGAACAGUUAUUGCGAUGAUUUAACCGAAGGAAAAAUGAGUUUCCUAAUUAUUCAUGCACUUAGAAACAAUCCUGACGAUAAGAAAAUAAUAAAUAUUUUAAGACAACGAUCGAAAAAUAUUGACGUAAAACGUUACUGCGUUAAAAUAUUAGAGAGUUAUGGCUCAUUUAAGUACGCAAAAGAUAUACUUGAUGAAUUGGAAGAAAAGAUGAGAACCGAAAUUGAACGUUUAGGUGGCAAUCCGCCCUUUAUAAAGCUUCUGGAUGACUUUAGGAAUAAGAUGUUGAAAACACAUAUCUAAAGAUUCUUUAAUCAAAAUGUUCAGAAAUACGUAUUUUGUUAUUAAUAAAACGUCAAAUGUAGCAUUGCAUAAUU